AGAUGCUGAGAUCUUAAAACACAAGGAAAAGGAGACACGGCCUGGCCUCGGGAGGGAUUUUAACCGUUGAAUUUCUGGAUUUAAAUCACUUUUUUAUGCUCUUGUACCCUGGAUGGAUUAUUUUUUCUGCUUCUUUUUUUUAACUUUCACUAUGUAUGGACUUUACAGGGAGUGGGACUAUGCAAGUGGGACUAUGCUCAAAGGUUUUGUAAACCUGGAUGUUUGGGCCAGAUUUUCAGCGUAAACAGUGUGAGUCUGUAUAGGCCUGUCUGACUCCAGCUCCUUUGCAGCCGCACGCUUCACUUUGGUCAUCAUGGGCCGAACGCCACACAGAGAUCAAAAAGAGGAGAAAGAGAGACGAAGCAGCAUCACAGCAGGAUCUCCCCUCGACAAAUCUAAUGAACCGUUCAGGUGGGAAGACUAUCUGAGAGAAACGUCCUCCACCGCAGCGUCGCCUACUUGCUUCAAACAGUCCAGAGUCCCGCCCUCCAAUGACUUUAAAGCAGGUAUGAAACUUGAGGCACGGGACCCUCGCAACUCUAACUCUGUGUGCAUAGCAACGGUGAUGGGCAUGAUGGGUACUCGUCUUCGCCUGCGUCUGGAUGGAAGUGACAACACCAACGACUUCUGGAGACUGGUCGACUCGUUAGACAUCCAACCAAUAGGAACCUGUGAGAGGAUUGGAGACAUGCUGCAGCCACCUCUGGGUUUCAGGAUGAAUGCCUCCUCUUGGCCCAUGUUCCUCCUGCGGACGCUGAGUGGAGCUGAGAUGGCUCCUGCCUCUGCUUUUAAAAAGGAACCAGCCAGCCCAAUUAAAAACUACUUCCAGCCUGGUAUGAAGCUGGAGGCGGUUGACAGGAAGAACCCCUACCUGAUUUGUCCCGCCACAGUGGGAGAGGUCAGAGGUCAGGAGAUUUUCGUCAUGUUUGACGGCUGGCGAGGCGCCUUUGACUAUUGGUGCCCCUUCGACUCCAGAGACAUCUUUCCCGUUGGCUGGUGUGCCCUGACAAAACACAGCUUACAGCCACCUGGAAACUUCUUUACCCUCCCUGGUGCACUUCUCGCUCCCGUUUCUUCCUCCUCAGCCUCCCUCACAACACGCCGCUCCUCUUCCAACUCCUCCUCCUCCAUGCAGACCUCAUACCGACUGCCCAACCCUUUGCCACCCCUCCCUGUGCGCAAGGGUGUCCGAGGUCGCCGUCCCAAAUCCCAGACUAUUGCUUUGUUGAAGGCAGCAGCUGAAGCUGCGGCGGCAGCAGCAGUAAAUGGAGCAUCACAGAGCCCUGCCAGAACAAGCUCUGAGCCUCAACUGGCCCCCAGACCACACAAGAAGAGAGGGCCCAAGCCUAGGAGCAAGAAGAAGCCUCGGGUGGUGCAGUCCCUGGGGGUACCAGCAGUUACAGUUCCACCUCCAGAGACCAGAGUGAGCUCCGGACACGUAUCAGCAGACAGCAACCAUAGCAACGGCUCAAAUGUAGUUUGCACAGUAUGUGUCUAUGUGAACAAGCAUGGUAACUAUGGCCCACACCUGGACAGAAAACUAGUACAGCAGCUCCCGGACCACUUUGGCCCAGCUCCAGUCAACGCCGUGCUGCAGCAGGCUGUUCAGGCCUGCGUGGACUGUACGUACCAGCCCUCUGUAAUGCUGUCGUUCCUGCAGAGCCAGUCCCACAUGGGAGGAGAGGUCAUCAGAGUGCGGUCAGAGCAUGGUAUCCGCUACGUGAAGCUGCCCUCCGCCUCCAGUGCGUCUUCUGUGCUGCGGUUCCUGGAGAACAUGUGCCAACAUCUGGAGAGUGACAGUCUGUUCAGCUCGCAGCCGUUCAGUCCCUUCAGCAACAACACGCGCUUCUACAACAGGACAAAGUCAGAACCGUUGUCCCACCCUGAGAAUGGCCUGUCCAAAGACGAUUCAACAAAGGAUCCCACUCCCAGCACCCGCCCGCCUCACACCACAUCAGACUACAGAGCAGCAAAGAAGGAGCGGACAUAUUUUCCUGGGCACACACACACGCCUCCACCACCACCCCUACGACGUGUCAGCUCCAACCCAACUGAACUUAGCCCAAUGUGUCCACCCAGACGAGUGGAAGCAGCGAGCUCAACAACAGGCCCAGACCACAUGAAACAGGACAAGGAGGGUUCAGGGAAUGACGCCUCUUCCUGGUCAGUUGACGAUGUCAUGCGGUUUGUCCAAGAGGCUGACCCUCAAACUCUCGGCCCACAUGUUGAACUAUUCAGGAAACAUGAGAUUGAUGGUAAAGCUCUGAUGCUGCUGCGCAGUGAUGUCAUCAUGAAAUACAUGGGGCUGAAGCUGGGCCCAGCACUCAAACUCUGUCAUCACAUCGAGAAGCUUAAACAGACCAAACAAUAGAGGAUGAAGGCACUCUCUUUUUUCCACUGGCAACCGGGCGCGCACGCACACACACACACACGUACACACACACACACACACA
Messenger RNA from Centropristis striata (black sea bass), 2453 nucleotides. RefSeq names its product Scm polycomb group protein like 2 (gene scml2). Lineage: Eukaryota; Metazoa; Chordata; Actinopteri; Perciformes; Serranidae. The record is from RefSeq and is a predicted model, not a curated record. The transcript is spliced from 14 exons. Gene Ontology annotation, molecular function: protein binding. Gene Ontology annotation, cellular component: nucleus. Bases 314 to 2371 code for a protein of 685 amino acids. Gene Ontology annotation, biological process: regulation of DNA-templated transcription.